Molecule: messenger RNA, 5913 nt
Organism: Penicillium antarcticum
Lineage: Eukaryota; Fungi; Ascomycota; Eurotiomycetes; Eurotiales; Aspergillaceae
Gene: hir3
Product: putative transcriptional corepressor of histone genes (Hir3)
Exons: 5
Coding region: 1-5913 (1970 amino acids)
Biological process (GO): chromatin organization
Cellular component (GO): HIR complex; nucleus
Molecular function (GO): nucleosome binding
Source: RefSeq, a predicted model, not a curated record
AUGUCGAGCUGGGUCGCAUUGAACGUUGAGCCUGAUGAGGCUGUCGAAGAGGAGGUUGACGACACCAAGGAGCUCCAGAUUGAGGAAGCUUUGAAGCUAUACCACAGUGCUUUGAAACUACACGCGCAAGGCCCCGAGUUCUACUCCCAGGCAGCUGAGGCAUAUGAAGCUCUUCUCAACUCUGAGAUCUUUAAAUACCCAGAGUCCAUCUCCGAUUUCAAAGGGGGCGCAUUCGAGGAUGCGCAGACCCAAGAAACCUCUGAUGGAAUCGCAGAACCGAUCGGCGAAUUCAAUGUCAACGAUUCCACCUCCAGUUUAUUUCAGACCCUUUACCUUUCCUACAAAAACCACGGCAAAUAUGUCCUUGAUGCGGUCCAAGAAUCUAUACGAACAGCACCGAAGACACCCGAAUCCGAGAAGGAAUCACAAAAGAAGUUGACGGAGGCGUCAAGGAAAGCGCUGCAAUCCUUCGGAGAUGCCUUGGAGCGAGAUGAUUCAGAUCUGAAUUUAUGGAGACAAAGUGCGAGACUCAGCAGUACCUUGCAGAGCCAUCGCUUGUCGCGGUACUGCUUGGAGAGCGUACUAGCAGAUGAUGACAAUCGCCUGGAAUUGCGUCCGGAGCAGCUCGGCCUGGAGGAGAUAUUUGCAGAGCAACGCCUUCGAAGCACCCUAGAGGCCCUUCUCGACAAGCUGUCUGCCUCGCAGAUUCCCGUCAAACGACCCAAGAAGGCUUUAUUGAAAUAUUUAAAACAGCAUGAGGAUCCUUACCCAAAUCUACCUGCUAUGCCGGCCAAUUUGCGGGACAUCGAUUCGUCCAAAGCACCUCUCGCAAUACAUACUUCCAUCAGAUAUAUCACCCCCGCAGCUCUGACCUGGGAGUCGGUUGGAAAGGCACUUCUCCACGCCCUCGAUGAAGAUGAUGAGGCCUCGCUUUCCGCUGUUCCAAGUCGGUCAAUCGGCAUUGUUCUACCGACAAGAGGCUCUGAGGCUCCUGGCUCACCGACUGCAAAGCUAGAGGACGUGGAGAUGACAAUGGAAGACGAUGGGCAUGAGAAAGCAACCGAGGAGAACGAAGUCGACGCGGAAACGCUUCAGACAACUGAGCAAGAAACAAGAGCCGAAGACCCCGAACCUGAACCCGAGCAAACCAAGGAGCCCGCAGAGCCAGUCGAGGAAUCCACAAGCAUCGAUCAAAGCGCAGAGAAGCAAUUGAUGGAAUCAUUAGAGCGCCAAUCAGCACAACCUCCAGAUCAGCAGGCCGAAAAUGAUGAGACCAAUGCUGAGGACCUUGACCCGAACUCUGCAGCAGCCGCUCGCAAACGAUCGUCUGCGUCAGCUGCCAACGAGGAGCCAGAGGGAGGACGGAUGAAGAGCAGACGGACACGUGCCCGCGAAUCGAACGCCGACGCCCUGGUAGUGCCCGAGGAAAUCGCUUUUGAUCAAGAAAAGUACUACGAAAACCGCCUGGAGAUUUUCGUCAACGCCGAUGAUUGGAUGUUCAGCACCAUUGAUUCUCUGUUUUCGAAAGUCGGAACCGAGGCUCUGGGGGGCAUCGCGAGUAUAAGGGCAAAGUGCUCGACAAGCGAAUCAACAGAUACACCCGAAGACGUUGAAACACGAUUAUUCCAGGAUUUACGCGGUAUUAUCAAGACAUGGGAUGACGAAAAGUCUCGAUUGAUGCAACAAAAAGACGAACUUUCACCCUUGAAGAAGGAUAUCCACGGUACAAGCAAGUCGGGCUUGGCUGUGUUCCUCGAACACUCACGGAAGGGUGCCCGGAAACCAAUUGUUGCGGAAGAUCUUCCCGCCGGGGAGCACCUAUAUGACUUCUCUGACUCCAUUAACAGUGAAUGGCGACACCCGCAUGACACCUCUUUUCACUGGGUCAAGUGCCUUCUGAUGCCAAACUUUGGUCGAGAAACCCCAGACUGGUCGACUGCGCAGUCGGCAUACAGGCGAUUCCUGUGGCCGAAAGAACUGAAGAGUACUUUGGUGGAUCUCUUACUCCGUGAAGAUGAGUUCAUCUACAAGAGGUCUGCUAAGCUGAUUGCCGAUCUUGAAAGCCGAAUUCUUGACGCAAGCAGUGAUGCUCCUUUUGAAUAUAAGGCCAGGGACUUCUUCGAACUUGAGAUGAUACAAUCUCUCUAUGAACUUCAUUUGGAUAUAUUUGCUUCAAUUGAAACCCUCGGCAACAAGACUAUGUUGACACGACUCUCACAAAGUGACAAGCUGAGUCGUUGGGGCAUGCUAGCCCGAUCAGCCGUGGAUCAUUUUGUCGAGAACGGACCGUCUGGUGAUUGCCAAAAAGACAUCACACUCCGUCAUUUGUGGACAUCUGCAUUCCAUGUAAAUCUUGCCGGAGAGGCAGAACGGGAGCAUAUCUUGCUUUGCCUCCAAGACCUGAAGCAAAUCCUACAGACCCUUGGAAAUCCAGACACCAACCUCAUAAACAAUUCCACCAUGUCUGAACUGUCUGCGGCUGUGAUAGACCAAGAAGUGUUGAAGCUCAAGUGUAUGGACUUCUUUGCCAAGGUCUUCAACUCUGACUCGGAAGAUCCUGUGUCUCUCAUCGAGGCAAUUGAACCCAUUCUUGAGCCCUCGUCGAUUGAGUAUGCGGAAUCAUUCGAGAACGACACGAAUCGUCCAACAUCGCACCUCAGCGAAAUGGCUGCCUUCUUGGACCGUGGAGAUGCUACAUUGCGCCUAUUUUUGUGGCGCAGACUUCUAGAGGCAUACCAAGCCAUCGACUACCCACCUAAAGUUGUCUCCUGCUAUCUGCGAAGCAUCGAAGUGGUAAUGACAGAACUUGAGGCCGCGAAACACAGCGAAGAAACAAGUCGACACCGUCAAGUAUCUUUGCUCAGUUGGCUCAAGGCUCUGGAUGGCAUCAUGGCCAAGGCUAUACCACUUGUUCUUGAAGAGUCAGACAAGGCCUACGAAUGUUUAGACCAAGAGCAUCUCCAAACAUCCAUGUCUGCAGUAUCUCGCCUUACUAGACUGUUGCACAGCUUUGUCCUAUUUGAGGAUUCGGUGCGGGUCGGCCAAACUUCUGGACGUGACCUCCGAGCAUCAUUAACGAAGUCGCUUGAAAACUUCAAGGAUAGGAUGCGAGAGCUGUACGUUCGCUGUUGGAUUCUACAGUAUACCCUUUUCCUGGAGGCAAUUGCUCAGAACAAAGAGCUUUUCGACGACGCGCUCGAAGAUCGGAUUCACUUCCUUCGUUCCGUCCACAAUGCAUUGGGCGUCCGAUCAAUGUGCCGGUACUCACAGAGGAAGUUCUUGAAACUUCUCAAAGCUGAGCUCUUUGACCUCGAGACGAAAGGAGACUAUGAAUUCGAUGUGUGCCAAAUUCUUUACGAUCUACACGGCAUCAAGUUUUCUCCAUUCGAUGGAACAAUGGAUCAUGGGUGUCCUUCGGAGAAGCUGGAUCGCCCUACAGCUAUAAUGAUGAUCGAUUUUGUUUUGCAACAAGCAAAUAAGAUGAACAUGAAGGACUUGUCAAAAUCCGAACUGAAGACGACGAUCGAAAAAAUGCAGACAGCAAUUGGUAUCGCCAAGGCUACGUCUUCGCAGACACCACAGCUGAUUUUCAAUCGUCGGAUCAUCAAUGCCUAUCUUAAAGCCGCACUGAACCCAUCUAACCUUCUCCGAGCCGUUCAAGGCAUUACAGAGCUUUCAACAACAGUAGUUCCAACUGAGAAUGCAAAGAUUGCUGCUAAGGGAUGGUUUUUCCUUCUUGGCCAUGCCGCCUUGACCAAGUUCCGUUCUCAAAAGCGUCUCAGCCCUGGUUCAACAAGUGAGCUCGAUGAUGCCAUCAGCUUCUUCAGGCAGGACCUGGAACAUGGAUCAGGAAGAUGGGAAACUUGGUUCAGACUGGCACAGGCAUACGACUCCAAGCUGGAUGAAGAUAUAACAUGGACCGCAGACAAAAUUAACAACAGCCGCGCGGAUCUAGCAACACUCCAACGAAACGCUAUUCAUUGCUAUGCAAUGGCCGUUUCAACAGCAAUCAGGACCGCAGAGCCAACGGCAGAGACGAGAGCCUUGAUGUCGGAUCUUUACUCUGACUUCGGUAUUCGUCUGUACUCAUCUUCUCGCGAGCCGCUGUCCAUGGGUGCCUUCAGCGUAGAAGGUUUUCCUCGGCAUUUCAGCAGCGAAGAGAGUCAGCAGAUGUACAAGGGACAGCCUUUCAAAGAAAUGUCGGAAUACUCGGUGUGGAACUUUGCCAGCAACCUUCUCAAACGGGCAGCCGUUGACAAGUCAAAACGAUGGAUGACCCAUUAUACGCUUGGAAAGUGUCUCUGGAAGAUGUACAACAGCGACGAUUCUCUCAGGACGAGCCCAAAACGGGUUGAGAUGCAAGAGGUGCUGGAUGCUCUUUUCGAUGCGAUCAAUGCACUGCCACAGCGAAGAGACUCGCGCUCUGACCCGAUCUUUGAACCGCACUUCAAACUCUUCUCUUUUGUGCACAAGCUAGUUCUUCGAGGAAAGAUGACGCCUACCGAAGGAAGCAAAGCCUUACUCGCUACCCCUUGGGCCAAAAAGGUCGAUGUUCCUGAGAAUAUGGAUGCAUGGAACUCAUAUAUGAUGGAAGUUCUUCGAAAGUUCAAGAGUGCUGAUAAAUCCAAUUGGCAUCAUCGGAUGGGCGUAAAGGCUGCGCAUUUGGUUUACGACGGUCAACCAAACCCUGCUGCUGCGAUUGCUGCCAAGCACGAGUUAUCCCAGAUCUUCACCAAGACACUCACCAUCCAAGUCUGGCGCCCUGAAUUCGAACGCCCAGGUAGACAUUUCGUCUAUACCACUCGAUAUGUAUACUUCUUCGUCGGCCUGCUUGAUCAGUUAGAUGAUCGCGCAAGCUUGGAUCAACUAUUACGUCGCCUGAGAAAGAAGCAGGGCGAUUUCCUCAAUCACACCACACUCUGGGAGGAUAGUUGCCUGAAGUAUGCGAAGCUCAUCCGCCGUGCAGCAAAUAUCAACGAAGGACAUGAAGACGGCGUCUUCAAACCAAUCGGAUGGGAAGAAUUCUCCACCAAAACAGCUCGCAUGGAAAGCCUACCCAAACUAUCACCAGAGAGCCAACCCCUCCUGGAACUCCUCCGCGAAGCCCUGGAACUAAAGAAACUAAACAACAACCUGAUGAAAGUCACCAUGUUCGAAGAUCUAAUCGCAGAUCUCUACGCCCGCGUCUACGAAGUUAAUAUGCCCCUCCUAGUCGAGCAAGUCAACGACGAAAACAAAGAAAAAAUGAACCUUACCCACCUUCUCAUGACAGGCGAAGCUUCCGCCGAAACUUCUACACCACCUACUCCCCUCCCUACUUCUGAUACCCCCGCCCCGCGUGGCCGUACUAAGGGUAUUGCCCGUCGCGAUAUCCAGAAGCGGGCUGAUACGAUCGUUAACACGAAGCUUGCUCGUCGUGCUCCUGCGAAUCAAUUGACCGCUCCGGGUGAGAAUGACCCUCCCUCUACGCCGCAUGGUGCGUCUAUGCCUGGUGUGGUGUCGACUCCUGCUGGUGGUGGUACAGGCAAACAGCCUCCUGCGAGUGGAGAUGGCGCUGCUGGGCAGAAGGGUCAGCAUGAUAGUGCUGACGAGAGUGACGUUGGCGAAGGCGAAGAUCAGACGAUGCUCGAUGAAGGGAAUUCGACGCUUUUCCCAGCAGUUACUGAUGCGGAGGAAGGCGGGACUGGGGAUGAGGGUGCUGAUGAGGGUGAUGGGGAAGAUAAUGAGGAUGAGGGCGAAGAAGGGAAUGGCGAUGAUGAUGGAGAGGAAGAUGAGGAGACGCAGGACGAGGAGGCAAAGGGCAAUCUUACUGCUGAACAGUCUGCUAAUGAGACGGAGACUGAGCCUUCCGCUGGGAAGGCGGUUGCAUCUAAGGGUGACCCUGACGCAAUGGAGAUCACCUUGAUUGAGUGA